This is a messenger RNA of Seminavis robusta, 1488 nucleotides long. Lineage: Eukaryota; Bacillariophyta; Bacillariophyceae; Naviculales; Naviculaceae. The record is from the annotation of a GenBank genome assembly.
UCGAGUGCAAGUGCAAGUGCCUUAGACAGCCAUGUUCCUGCUAGAGACGACACCGGCGCUGAAGCUAGCACGGAAGACACCAGUCGAGCCGAUUCGAGUGCAAGUGCAAGUGCCUUAGACAGCAGCCAUGUUCCUGCUAGAGACGACACCGGCGCUGAAGCUAGCACGGAAAACACCAGUCGAGCCGAAUCGAGCGCACGUGCCUGGGCCAGUGAAGAUGAGCCAUUGUUGACAGAAUCCGAGCAAGACCAAGCAUGGGCAGAUAUGGAAAGCAAGCAGGACCGAAACCGGGAGCUGGAGCGAAUUGGAAUGGGUGGAGAUCCUAGUCCAUGCUCAGAGCAACGAAAGCAAAGGCUAUUGGAACUCUACGAAAAUAUGCACAGUAAAAAAUGGAAAGAUGUUCCCCUCCCAGGGUUUUGUUAUUGCUAUUUUACAAGUCCGAAAUUGGUUUGGAUGGUAAUGCCGGGAUCACUUGCUCAGGUCAAGUGGAAUGCUCAAACGUCCAUGUGGAAAGUUCGCUUCCAUGGUGAAGAUGGCAACAUUGCUGAACACUCGGUGAGCGAUAGGAUGAUGGACCAAUUUUUGACUGACAGAGGCUACCGCAUGCUGAAUGAGAGCGAAGUCAAGAAGCCAGGUGGUUGGAAGAACAUUCCACCAAAGUACCAGCAACUGUAUGUGGAGACUUUGACUUACACUGAGUCAAGACCAAGAGCUGAUGGAGGCGUGGAGAUGAAAGACCCGGUGGCCAAUGUAUGUGUGUCCUAUGAUGCCCAAGAUGACUUUUGCUUCAAUGCACGGUGGAAAGAAGCUGGCGAAGCAGGCAAGAUGUUCGCCAAAGAGCAAAAGAAUGAAUUCAACAGUCGUCGCGAUGCCAAGGAUACUGUCUUUCGCCGGAUGCGGAUCGGAUGUGCUGGGCCUUCAGAAGAUUCGAAGUUUGACUAUUUCGAGGGACCGACUGGUGACAAAGUGGAGCUCACAUUCAAACAGGCACCAGGGACACUGACAUGCAUAUCUUCGGCCAUGUCUUCCGCAGCGAAAUUCAUGGGAUACAAGGUAAAAGCACAUGAACUCAACAACCGGCUAAACGAGGAGCUCCGCAAAUCGAAGCAGGCAUGUGGUGAUCAAUAUGUGAAAUCUUUGGAUGAAUAUGUCAACAAAUGUGAGGGUAUCAUCUGUCAAACACUGGUGCGCAAGCCAGUUGAUGCUUUGAAGUCCUUCAAUCCACUGACUUAUGAUGGUGAUGAUCCUGUCUUAGUCAAACUCAAGAUUAAAGACAGUGAGCAUGUUGUUGUAUUCUGCAAAGGCCUUUUGUUUGAACCUUCCUUGCCCUAUGCUCUUGCAGCAUCACAGAAGAACCUUGAUUGGCUUUGCAAUGAUCACUUCAAGGGCUUUGAAUGGGCAACAAAGUACACGGAAACUACCAAGAGGAAGCAGAAGCAGAAUGCCAGGGGAAGGCAGAAGAAGAAGAAGCAGAAGAAGAACUACUAA